ACCACACUAACACACCAGCACAAGUUAGCAACCACUCCGAUUAAAAUCUCCAUUUGCUUCUACCCUGUUGGAGUUUCUUCACCUCUCUGGGUUUCUUGGCCUUCAACCAUGUCUUCCAUCAAAGAACCUCGUGUCAUCACUUGCAAAGCUGCGGUUGCUUGGGGACCUGAAGAGCCUCUGGUUUUAGAGGAUGUGGAGCUGGACCCUCCGCAUCCAAUGGAGAUUCGUAUAAAGGUCGUCUGCACCUCACUUUGCCGGAGUGACAUAACACAAUGGGAAUCUAAGGCACAAGCUCCUUUAUUUCCUCGGAUAUUUGGCCAUGAAGCGUCAGGAAUUGUUGAAAGCACAGGAGAAGGAGUGACUGAAUUUAAGGAAGGUGACCAUGUGCUUACGUUGUUCACUGGAGAAUGCAGGACAUGCAGACAUUGUAAAUCUGAUAAAAGUAACAUGUGCCAAGUAUUGGGACUGGAAAGGAGAGGUUUGAUGCAUAGCGAUCAGAAAACCCGUUUCUCAAUAAGAGGGAAACCUAUCUAUCACUAUUGUGCUGUUUCAAGUUUUAGUGAAUACACUAUAGUGCACUCCGGGUGUGCCGUUAAAAUCAGCUCAACAGCUCCGCUAGAGAAAAUAUGCCUGCUUAGUUGUGGAGUUGCUGCAGGUCUAGGUGCAGCUUGGAAGGUUGCGAACAUAUCAGAAGGAUCAAAUGUAGUAAUUUUUGGCCUUGGUACUGUAGGUCUUUCAAUUGCCCAAGGCGCUAAAUUAAGGGGGGCAUUUCGUAUAAUUGGUGUGGAUACCAAUCCUGAAAAGCAUGAAAAAGGGAAGGCCUUUGGGAUAACGGAUUUUAUCAAUCCAGAUGAUUGUAAUGAACCUAUUUCCCAGGUUAUUAAACGUAUUACUGAUGGAGGUGCCGAUUAUUCUUUUGAGUGUGUUGGUGACACUAGCAUGAUUACUACAGCAUUGCAAUCAUGUUCUGAUGGUUGGGGUUUGACUGUUACUCUUGGUGUACCAAAAGUGAAACCUGAGGUCACAGCUCACUAUGGACUGCUUCUUUCUGGAAGAACCUUAAAAGGCUCUCUAUUUGGAGGGUGGAAACCCAAAUCUGAUCUUCCAUCUCUAGUAGACAUGUAUUUAAAAAAGGAAAUCCAAAUUGAUCAGUUUAUCACACACAAUCUACAAUUUGAGGAGAUAAACAAGGCAUUUGACCUAAUGAGGCAAGGAAAGUGUUUACGGUGUGUGAUACACAUGCCACGCCAAUAUUGAUGAAGGUUCAUCAAUAGAAGCAGAGUCUCG
Messenger RNA from Telopea speciosissima, 1287 nucleotides. Its product is annotated as alcohol dehydrogenase-like 6. Gene Ontology annotation, biological process: formaldehyde catabolic process. Bases 109 to 1257 code for a protein of 382 amino acids. NCBI's taxonomy places the organism in Eukaryota, Viridiplantae, Streptophyta, Magnoliopsida, Proteales, Proteaceae. Gene Ontology annotation, molecular function: zinc ion binding; S-(hydroxymethyl)glutathione dehydrogenase [NAD(P)+] activity. The transcript is spliced from 11 exons. Gene Ontology annotation, cellular component: cytosol. The record is from RefSeq and is a predicted model, not a curated record.